Messenger RNA from Ophidiomyces ophidiicola, 1932 nucleotides. It is a transcript of the gene NPL6, whose product is annotated as chromatin structure-remodeling complex subunit RSC7. Gene Ontology annotation, cellular component: nucleus. Bases 1 to 1932 code for a protein of 643 amino acids. Gene Ontology annotation, molecular function: chromatin DNA binding. The transcript is spliced from 2 exons. The record is from RefSeq and is a predicted model, not a curated record. Lineage: Eukaryota; Fungi; Ascomycota; Eurotiomycetes; Onygenales; Onygenaceae.
AUGGCGGCAAGACGCAAGCCAGCUACAAGAGCUGGGGCAUCUUCCAGGCGUGAGCUUCAAUCCUCCCCCACCAUAGCUACCAGAAUAUCACUGACCGCCACGCAAACUGAAGGUACUACGGCAACUCCAUCAAAAAGCCAGCCAGCAGAUUCGGACGUAGAAAUGGGCGACGUGCCGGAAUCACCAGUCAUUAAGAAGGCAGAAGAUCCAGACGAGAUCGAUGCAGAAGAGCCCAUCGAGCAAGGAAAUCAAGCCGAAGACGAGGACGAAGGCCACGACGACGAAGACCCCGACGCAGAGCAAGCGCGAGAACGCGACGACCACGAAGGCGACGAGGACGAAGAGGACGACGAAGACGAUGCCACGGGCCCGUCCACGCCCCUAGGCGACUCCGAACAGGCGUCGCGACAAGAUACACCGUCGCGAACCCCGGGACGAAGCUCGGCGAUCCCCACGGGCCCCCGUCGCCGGCGCCCCGGCCGGCCGCCCAAGAACAGGCCGCCGGACUGGGAGCCAGCGGGCGAGCCCAACGAGCCUCGCUCCGACAGCGGGCCUCCGCGGAAACGCGGGCGCGGGCGUCCGUCGGCGGGCGGGCGCUGGAGCAAGGCGCGCGGCGGCCCGUCGCACGUCACGCAGGUGCCCGUGGACAAGGAAGGGAACAUGAUGGACGUGGUGAACGACGAGGUGGACUUGCCGGAGGACGCGGCGGGGGAGGGCAAGGUGGAUAAGAUUGGCAAUCUGCUGGGCGGGCGCGAGUACCGCGUGCGCACGUUUACGAUCCUCGAUCGGGGUGAUCGGCUGUAUAUGCUGUCGACGGAGCCGGCGCGCUGCAUUGGGUUUCGCGACUCGUAUCUGUUUUUUCAGAAGCAUAAGCUGCUUUACAAGAUUAUCAUUGAUGAUGAGGCGAAGCGGAAUCUGAUCGAGAGGAAUAUCAUCCCGCAUUCCUACAAGGGGCGGGCGAUUGGGGUGGUUACGGCACGCUCGGUGUUUAGGGAGUUUGGAGCGAAGAUCAUCAUUGGGGGUCGAAAGGUGAUUGAUGACUACGAAGAGAAAGCCGCGCGGGAGCGUGGAGAUGUGGAGGGUGAAUUGGCCGUGCCAGAGGACAUCCUGCCGGGGCCGGGCGAGACGUACGACCGAAACCGCUAUGUUGCCUGGCACGGAGCCAGCAGCGUCUAUCACUCCGGCGUAUCGUCGGUGCCGCUGCCAGCUGGGAAAGUGGUGGACGCAAAGAAAAAGAAAGUGAUUGUGACAGGUGAUAACUGGAUGAUCGAACACGCUCGAGCAGCCAGCACGUUCAACUCGUCGCUCGUCAGCUACCGCCGUGAAACUUUGGGCGGGAUCUACGACAUACACACCAACCAAAUGCUGUUCCCCCAGGACAUGCAGCCGUCGCAUAUCCGAGUGGAACGCGUCAACCCGGCUGAGGCUACCGACGACCCGGCCAGCAGCGCCAACCUGAUCGACAGCGCCAGUCGCGAGCUCCAGCGUCUCGAGCAAACAGCGCCAAACGGCAUGCCCAAAACCAACGGCAUCAUGGCCAGCGACGGCGACAGCCACGGCGACGCGGACCCGGACACCGCCAUGGACGACAGCAGCGCCGAAGCGCCCACCACCACCACCACCGACACCAGCGCCAGCAUCUUCCCGGCGGUGGCGCCGCUGGUCCGGCGGCACUUCGCGGUGCAGGACGUCUACUACCAGGCGCCGGCGUGCACGGCGGCCAAUGACGGGUCCGGGUGGUGCUCGAGCGGCAUGGUCACGGUGGACCCGAACACGCGCGAGCCGGUGCUCAACCUGGACGACGCGGUGCUGCACGAGUUGCCGGCCGAGUGCCGCCAGGCGUACGUCGACGCCGCGAUGCGCGAGUGGGAGUGGAAGCGACAGUUCGGCCCCGUCGAGCAUGCGCCGCUGCGGUACUCCUAUCUUGCGUGA